Messenger RNA from Plenodomus lingam JN3, 282 nucleotides. The record is from RefSeq and is a predicted model, not a curated record. NCBI's taxonomy places the organism in Eukaryota, Fungi, Ascomycota, Dothideomycetes, Pleosporales, Leptosphaeriaceae.
AUGGCCGUUGACAAGCAAAGAGAUGGUGACGGCAAUGGUACGCAGAUGUCCAACGUGGCUAGCUUGCGCAUACAGCAAAUGCUCAGCCGUUUUGGGAACAUCAGCUCCCUCGGUUGGCAUCCUAUCAAAGUGAGUGCUCUUGGCAACCUACUCGUCUCUUGGAACGAGCUGUCAGUCGGAUACGGGUCGGGAGAUCGUGGCAUAUACAAAACUUCUCCGCAGAUCCUAUGGCAAAAGACGAUGGUUCGAUUAGGUGACAUCACUGUCGUGGUGGUUGGAUAA